This is a messenger RNA of Ostreobium quekettii, 309 nucleotides long. The record is from the annotation of a GenBank genome assembly. NCBI's taxonomy places the organism in Eukaryota, Viridiplantae, Chlorophyta, Ulvophyceae, Bryopsidales, Ostreobiaceae.
AUGGACGUCGAAGCCGUGGUGACGUGGUCGAGCGUGGCGUCCUGCGGUGUGAGCUUCCUGGUGUACUUGCUGUACCGCCAGGACGUGCAGGACCUGGAGAAGGCGCGGCCGAUCAAGCGCCUGGACGAAGGCAAAGAGCUUGCACAGCUGCUGCCCCUCUUGAUUGCUAUUAGAGGGAGAGCGGCAUCUGAUGAGCCCAUCCAAGCCGAGAUUACGGGCACGCCUUCUGUUUUGGUGGAGGUGGGAACCUGGCACCCUGUGCUGCCAGCUCUUCGUGAAAGAAGAACUAGAUGCAUUGAAGCAAAAUGA